Messenger RNA from Schistosoma curassoni, 4668 nucleotides. The record is from the annotation of a GenBank genome assembly. Lineage: Eukaryota; Metazoa; Platyhelminthes; Trematoda; Strigeidida; Schistosomatidae.
AUGAAAGCUGAUCCAUCAUACACAGAUCUUCUUUCACCUUGUCCUAUUUAUCCUAAUCCAAUGUUAGUAUUUAGUUCAAAUAUACAAAAUUCAGGAAAUUUAUUUUUAUCAGAUAUUUAUAAAGAUUUAAAACCAAUUAGUUGUAAUGGAGUUGCCAUAACAACAACAGCAACACCACCACCACCCCCACAACUCCCACUACCAUCCCUAACAACAACAACAACAACAACAAAUUGUACAUCAGUACUUGGUGAAAUAACAACAUCAUCAACAUAUACAUCAUGUUUUCCUACUGCCUACUAUUCAUCUUCGAAUUCCUCUUUAAUCUCAUCAGUAGAGAUAUCGGCAACACCGGUAACAUUCAAUAAUGAUACAUCAUCAAUAAUUAUGAUAAAAAUUUUUUAUUUAUUAGAAACUAUAUGUCGAUCGAAACAUUUAAUAUACGAAGAAAAAUUAAAAAUUCUUAUGAAUAUAGCUGAAUAUGUAAUAAAAUUUUAUGAAUAUUUAACAAAUUCAAGUAUCAAUGAUCCAGUUUCACAGGAUCAUGAAACUCCACUGAAUCUGACACAACCAAAACUAUUGAAUAAAGAGACAAAUAUCAAUGUAUCUCCUUUGUUUACAUCAUCUCAAACAUCAUCAUCAUCAUCAUCAUCAUCUUCUUCUUCUUCCAUCCUUUAUCAUUUCAAUCAACAGAAUUCCCCUGAUCAAUCAAUGAAACCUGAUAAACAAUCAAUUUCAUUAUCAACACCAAAUAAUAAUACUUCAACUAAUUUAGUAAUUCCAAUACCACAGCCUAUACCUUGGUUACAAAAAUCAGAUCAGUUAUCAAAUGGAUCAAAUAGUACUUCAAAUAAUAAUAAUAAUAAUAGUAGUAGUAGUAAUGUGACAUUUCCUGAAACGAAUUUAACUUCAUCAUUGAAUUGGUUAUCAACAUUAUCAGAUGGUAAAGAAUUACCAAAUUGGUUAUUAGAACAGAUUACACCAACUAAUGAAAAGAUGAAUAUCAAUUCAAUUUCACAAUCAAAUAAUGUAAUUACUGAAACAAUGUUAAAUUAUUUAAAAUUUUAUUAUUCAAGACUUUCAACAAAUGACAAUCCAUAUGAUCAACAUGAUCUUCAUCAUCAUGAUGAUCUUCAUCAUGAUCAUCAGCAUUUAUCUCAACAACAAAUUCAAUCACAAAUGGAACAUAUCAUUCAAAUGAAAAAAUUAUUAAAAUUAUCUACUCAUGAAUAUACUACUGAUAAUCAACUACUAAUAAAUAAUAAUAAGAAUAAUAAUAUUGAUUUUAUUGAUAAAACAUCUACUAUACAAAAAUCAAUUAAUCAAUUACAUGAAAUAAUUGAUCAAACUAAACUUAAAUUUAAUAAAGAAUCAAUAAUGCCGGUAACAGUAACCAUGCAAACAUCAUUAUCAGAAAAUAAUUUAACUAAUCAUAUUUCAUUCAAUGGAUCAAUAGUUAAUCAGAAUGAUAAUCAUAAUAAUAACAACAGUCAUUCAAUGUCAUUUUUAAAUGGUUCUCUUCCAUCUUCAAUGUAUUUGUCGCCAUCAUCAUCCUCAUCAGCAGCAGCAACAGCGUCAGCAUCAACAUCAGCGGCGGUAGCAGCAGCAGCAGCGGCAGCAACCGUAUUAGGACUUUCAUCGUCUUUGGAAUAUCCUUAUUCACAUCAAGUUAAUACAAUCAAUCAUUCUUUUGAUAAUAAUAACAAUAAUAAUAGUAGUAUUCUAUCAUUCAAUCAAAAAUUCAAGUCUAUUUCCGAAAUCAAUAAUGAUACUAAUAAUCAAUUCGGUUUUUCAUUACAAUCGAUUUAUCAUACUAAUGAUACUAAUGGUUAUAAUAUUGAUUUAUUUAGUAAUAAUAAUAAUCAUAGUAAUACUAGUAAUAGUAUUAAUAAUAACCCAGCAACUGCCAUUGUCAUGGAUACCAAGUUGUCAACAACACAAACACCAAUUACUAAUCUAUCAUCAUUGAUUAAUAAUAAUAAUAAUAAUAAUAAUAAUUCAAUAUUAAAUGAGAACAAUUCUAAUUUAUCAUUAUCUAAUGGAAUAACACAUAAUCAAUCAAUAUUUUAUGAUCCUACCAUCAAUACUACUAAUAAUGAUAAUGAUAGUAGUAGUAGUGCUACUACUACAAGUACUACUAUUACUACUACUACUAGUAGUAGUGGUAGAAAUCCAAAAUAUAAUGAUCCAUAUACAUAUACAUUAACACAGAAUUCAAAUGAUUUAACUAAACAACAUAUUACAUCAUCCUUAUCAAAACUUACACCUUUCAAUUUAAUCAAUAAAUUAGAUCCUAUAAAUGUAAAUUUACAUUUAAUCAAUACUAUGAUCCCAUCAAAUGACCCUAAUCAUCAUCAUCAUCAUCAGCAUCAUCAUGAUCAUGAUCAUGGAAUCAAUCAAAAUACAACUACUAAUGAUGAAGAUGAUAUCAGUAGUCAUAGUAAUAAUAGUAGUAUCAGUGAAAAUGAUCUCAUUUCUAAUAAAUCAUCUCUAUCUAUUAAUUAUGAUGAUAAUAAUAAUAAUAAUAAUAAUAUAGAAAUGAUUAAAUAUGAAAAAAAUAAUCAAUAUCCAAUUAAUCAAUAUCAUCAUUAUAUGAAUCAAUCAAUAAAAAGAAAUAAAAAGUUAAAUUAUUCUAAUCAAAAUGAUGAAAUGAUAGAAGAGAAUGAAUUCAAUUAUGAAAUUUAUCAAAAAACUCAAUCGAUCCAACCAUAUCAAACACAAAUGAAAUCACAACGUACAAUUAAAUCAAAUCCUGAUCAACAGAAUGAUAAAUCAUCUUCUCAUAUAAAACGACCAAUGAAUGCUUUCAUGAUAUGGGCAAGAGAUGAAAGAAGAAAAAUUUUAAAAGCAUGCCCUGAUAUGCAUAAUAGUAGUAUAUCUAAAUUUCUCGGAGCCAAAUGGAAAUCUAUGAGUGCCGAAGUGAAACAACCAUAUUAUGAAGAACAAGCUCGAUUAAGUCGUCAACAUAUGGAAGAACAUCCAGCUUAUCGUUAUAGACCACGUCCAAAGCGUACAUGUAUUGUUGAUGGUCGAAAAUUACGUAUAUCUGAAUAUAAAGAAUUAAUGCGUUCAAGAGGUGAUUCAUCACGUAGACAAUGGAUUGGUUCAACAGAUGAACAAGCUCAAAAAAUUGUAGAAGAUAUUUUAGAUAAUACACUAUCAUCUAUACCACAAUUAAGUCCAUCAUUGAGUCCAAUGAAUGAAUAUGAUAGAGAGUUAUUAUCUUCUAAUAAAAAUAAUAAUAUCAUUCAAAAUAUACCAAUGAUCUAUUCAGAACAAUCUAUCAUGAAGAAAAAUGAACAAAUUAAAGAAGACGAAGAAGAAAAAGAAAAAGAAAAACAACAACAAAAGAUUAAAAAAGAAAAUGAUUCAAUACAAACGAAACAAGUACUCAGUAAUAAAACGGAUCAUGUGCUCAUAACAGAAAAUAAAGAAGAAAAAGAAAGCGAAAAAGAAAAUAAAGAAAAAGAAAAACAAGAAGAAGAAGAAAUCGAUAUAGAAGAAGAAUCAAUCAAAACUUGCAAAAUUGAAUUGGACACUGAUAAUGAUGAUAAUCAUAUGUGCCUUAGUAAUACAUCAAAUUCAUGAUCUCAUCAAUUGAUUCAUCAACACAGUCCCUGAAAUCUUACAAACUAUAUUGAAUAACCUUCUUUUUUCCUUCUUCUUCUUCUGAAUACAAGAUGAUACUACUUAUUAUUAUUAAAAAUGAAAAUUGAUUUUUUUGUUUGUCUCUUCUAAACAUAAACUUACGUUGAGAUGCUCAUUUAUGAACGAACCAAUCAGAUUGAAGAGAAUAGGUCUUCAAAUUUUCGGCGCGAAAUUCAUUGGUUCAUUUGGAUAAAAUAGAGUUUUGAUAUGAUAGUUGAUAUAUUAUAGUUCAUGAUCAAAAACUUUGCUUAUUAACUGUAAAUCAUAAUCUUUAUCCUUUAUAACAAAUUUAUAAUCCUCAUUUGAUUCUAGUGUGUUCAGGUGAGGUGAACAUUCUCAAGGUCAGUCUAAUGUCAUUUAAAGAGCAUUUAUAAAUUAUAAUCUCAUUUAAAUUUCUUCAAAAUGAUUAUGUAAUCAUUUGAUUAGAAUGUAUCAUUGUUUCUAUAGUAACAUUCUAUUCCAUCCUUUCUCUCUCUAUAUAUAUGAUGGAUUGAAUUGUUGUAAAUCAUAAUUUCAAGAUAAGUUGAUCUGUUUUUCUUUUUUUUUGUAAUAAAAAGCGUCCUUUUUUGUGUAAACUAGACAAUCAAAGCAUCAAUUGAUUCACUAAUUCAAUUAUGUUUUUCAAUGUUGUACAUAGUUUUGUAAAGUUCAAGCUAUAUACGUAUAAUGAAUAGGAAACUAUUGUUGUAAACUGACAUACUACUGGUCAAUUAUUGACUUAUACAAUUUAACUACUUAUUAAAUUUAUAGUAAUAUAAAUAUAUAAACAGAAUUUUGUUUCAUCAUUGAAUUGGUUAAGAUAUUCUAUCUUAUUAUUAUAAUUCGUUUCUUUUCUUGCAUUUACAUUUUAUAUUUCUGUUUAUGUAUCUAUAUCUAUAUGCUUCUACAUUUUUAACCCAAUGAAACGUAUAUAAAUGUAUAUACAUACAUAUAUAUAUUGUGGUGUUUGAAUGGACUCAUGAUUCCUUUGUACUUGUGGAAUGCUUGAUUUUGAAUUAUAAAUACAGUACAUUGGUUUGU